This is a messenger RNA of Pangasianodon hypophthalmus (striped catfish), 3596 nucleotides long. RefSeq names its product MLX interacting protein (gene mlxip). Gene Ontology annotation, biological process: regulation of transcription by RNA polymerase II. Gene Ontology annotation, molecular function: protein dimerization activity; RNA polymerase II cis-regulatory region sequence-specific DNA binding; DNA-binding transcription factor activity, RNA polymerase II-specific. The transcript has 17 exons. Gene Ontology annotation, cellular component: nucleus. NCBI's taxonomy places the organism in Eukaryota, Metazoa, Chordata, Actinopteri, Siluriformes, Pangasiidae. Bases 227 to 2737 code for a protein of 836 amino acids. The record is from RefSeq and is a predicted model, not a curated record.
ACCAGGGGAACACAACAGUCUCGAGUCUCACAUCUCUGAAGCCCAGCAGAAGUGUGUGUGUGUGUUUGUGUGUUUAGAGAAGUAGUAGGGCGCUCCUCCAAGAAAAUGAGCAAUAAGCGUGUUCUUCGCUUCCAAAGGACUUCACAAGUACCGGAAAGACAAUAGUAUGAAAUAUCGCACAGAUCGGCUGAAGAGUUGCUGAACAAAGAGCAGCAGCAGCAGCAGCAUGAGCAGGGGUAUAGGUGGAGUAGGUGGAGUAGGUGGUGAAAGGGUUGGUGGUGGUGUAAUGGCUACCCGGGCACAGAGGCGAGUCGCUCCGAGCAUGAAGCAGGAGCCGCAGGACGACGACUCGGACACCGAGGAGACUCCUCUCGGGCUCGGGCUGAAGAAAUCAGACGGGAGAGAGCCGCAGAUCAUCCACAGCGGUCAUUUCAUGGUUUCGACUCCUCACUUCGAGCAUCCGCCGAAGAAAGGCUACGACUUCGACACUGUUAAUAAACAAACUUGUCACACUUAUCACUUCGGCAAGGCGAGCGCAUCGCAUCUCUCCAUCGACGCGUCGCUCACCAAACUGUUCGAGUGCAUGACCCUGGCGUACAGUGGGAGAUUGGUGUCCCCAAAAUGGAAGAACUUCAAAGGCCUGAAACUUCUUUGGAGAGACAAGAUUCGCCUCAACAAUGCCAUCUGGAGGGCUUGGUACAUUCAGUAUGUGGAGAAGAGGGAGAACCCAGUCUGCCAUUUUGUUACGCCUUUGGAUGGGACCAUGGAUUCAGGAGUCCAUCGACCUGCCGAGGCAAUAGCUACAGAAGGAAAAUAUUGGAAGAGAAGAAUCGAAAUUGUUCUACGAGAGUACCAUAAAUGGAGGACAUACUUCAAGAAAAGGUUACAGAAGCACAAAGAUGAUGAUCUUUCCAGCCUUCUCAAGGGGGCAGAGGAGCAGUUCUCGCUGUUUGGCGAAGUGCAUCCCGACAUCCUUCGUAUACCCUUCUACCAGGAUGAUGAGGCAGCAGGGAGCACACGCCGCAGCUCCCGCAGGAGCCGGGACUCUCCCAUACCAAUGGAGAUGGACCCUAUCUUCGACAUGGAUGUGCUCAUGUCCGAGUUCUCUGACACGCUCUUCUCUACGCUUUCCUCUCACCAGCCCGUGGCUUGGCCUAAUCCCAGAGAGAUCGCACAUGCAGGCAAUGCAGACAUGAUCCAGCCUGGCCUCAUCCCGCUGCAGCCCAACUUGGACUUCAUGGACACUUUCGAGCCUCUGCAAGAUCUGUUUCACACCCUGCGUCAGCCCUUCUACCCCACAACCUCACCCACUGCCCCAACCACCACUCCCUUAUCCAACAGCAGUAGCAGCACCCAAACACAGACUUCGUUGUUAUCUCCAAUUAACUUGCCCUCAGAACUGUCCAUCUCACUGGCCCCAAGUCCUCCUACAAUACCCAGUGAAGACUACAUGCCACUUUUCACAGAACAAAUACCACCCUCGGCCCCCGUCAUGCCACCCCCAGCCCCUCUCCCUCCUCCGCCCUCUCACCCCCUGCAGUGCCAGGCUGCUGUCCCUAGGAGCUCGUCUCCGUCCACGGUCACACAGAUAGGCCAUUCCUCAGUGACACCCAGCACCACUGCCACUCACAGGUCAACCUUUGCCCUUUCACCCAGGCCUACUCGUCAAGAUCAGUCUCUCCCAUGUAUCUCUUUGCCCCCUCAGCCUCAGAGCUUUGCCAUGCCACGACCCAUCCAGCCUGCUGGCUCUACUAAAAAGAGCCGCCAUGUACCCAUAGUCCCUGCUACUCCAGUUCAAUCACCUCACCUCAUACUGACAGGACCUGCCGGUGCUGUUCUUGUCACUCCGUCCACUCUUAAAACCGACGUGGCCUCUACUGCUGGUGUGGUCAUCACCUCGGCCAGUAUUCCACGCGGACCUGGCUUCCACAUUCUCCCACCAAGUCAGAAUUCUGCUCAGCACAUUGUGCCUAAAGAGGAAACCACCUUAUCCAGUAAUAAGAACUCAGCAGCUUGCACAGCAUUAGAUGGGAGAACUUCUGGUCAAGGCUCACCUUUAGGGCCAGAGCAGGUGCCGAGCCCACAGUCCCCACUCAGCAGCACCUCAUGCCUGGCCAAGAACGAGCCCAAUCAGAAUCGUCGUGUGAAACACAAAUCAGCUGAGCAGAAAAGGCGAUCCAACAUCAACAUUGGCUUCAAGACACUGUGCAGCCUAGUUCCCUCUCUCAAAUCGCAGUCAAAUAUCAGUAAUGCUACGACCCUUCAGAAGACGGUGGAGUACAUCGGAAAGCUGCAACAGGAGAGGCACCAAAUUCAGGAGGAGACGAGGAGACUGCGGGAGGAAAUUGAGGAGCUCAAUGCAUCCAUAAAUUUAUGUCAGGAACAACUUCCAGCCACAGGAGUCCCCAUUACACGCCACCGAUUUGAUCACAUGAAGGAGAAGUUUGAUGAGUAUGUAAAGAACAGAACUCUGCAGAACUGGAAGUUUUGGAUCUUUAGCAUCAUAAUUAAGCCUUUGUUUGAGUCCUUCAAUGGCAAUGUGUCAACCACCAACAAGAGCGAGUUGUGUGAGACCACCAUGCAGUGGCUGGACCGAGACUGUGCACUGCCCGUCCUCAGACCCAUGGUUUUAGGAACUCUGAGACAGCUAAGCACCACCACGUCCAUCUUGACGGACCCAACACUCCUUCCAGAAGAAGCUAAGCAGGCCGUCGUCAACUCCAGACACCACUCCUAGCCCCUUACUUGCUUUCAAAUCAUGAUUUAACUUGUAUAUAUCUCGCAAAGGCCCAGCAAUAAUGCAGGACAUACUCAAGAGGCUCAAAAGGACAUUGUGAUACCUUCAUGUGCCGUCUGCUUAAGUGAUAUUGCUCUACAGUCAGAUAAACAAUAAUAAAAUGCUAGAGAAGUGUUCUUCCUUGCCAUCCUCAGUGCUUUUAUAGCAGUAAGAGAGAACCAUAGCUUUGGUUUUUAACAGUGUUAAAAGGGCUGCUAUAGACAUAAUGGACUUUGUUUUAAAGGGAAACAGAAGUUAAGUGCUAACUUCUAUAAAAAGUUCAAAAGCCUUAAUAGAAUCCACCAGUUGUAGCAAAUGAAUCUCAACACACUUGUUUGACAAAUCAAAGGCCUUUGGUUUGUAAUCCUUAAAAUUAUAUUGUUUCAUUAAAUAGCUUUUUUCUUCUUUUAUCCAAUUUUUUUUUCAUUUGAGAGGAUUUAAAACAAGCAGUUUGAGGGUUAAGUGCCACGCUCAAACAGUGGCUGUCUUCCAGUCGAAGGAUUUGAACUCUCAGAACUCUCACUCUUUUGGUCGCUGGCCUUACAGUUGAUUAAAAGUGUUCUUUGCACUACACCUUUACAGGAGUUUGUUCAUUUUAAGCCUUAUAGAGACUAUUUUAAGCACUAUUAACAGGUGUAGGUGUUUUUUUUUUAUUUUUGGACAUACAGUCUUUUCUGUCUUCCAGCUGUGAGAUUUCUCCUACGAUUAAGCUCCUUUGUGUCUUAUUCUAUAUUUUAGAGUAUCAGUCAUGUAAGAUUUAUUCCGAUUUGCCUGAUAAGCCUUAUAUACAGCAGGGCUAUGAGUAAACUUGCUAAAAUAA